UUUCUGCCACGUUGCCUUGGAAAGAUUGGUUUUCCCUAACAAAAGGGACCCAGUUUUUCACAGGGAUUUUUUUUUGUCUUGUGGUGGGGAUAGACUAGGCUGGAGUGCUUGAAUUUAAGCCACGCAUUCAGAGCAACAGGCUUUUGUGGUGUUUUAUAGCUUGUGAGAUACUGGGCCAGAAUACUAAUUGAAAGUCUCCAUAGUUGAACAUUCUUCCCCCUCUUUCCAGAAUGAGUGUGGUUACACACCUCUGACAAGCCACAACUUCAUUGACUGAUAAUCCCUCAGACUGCACCUCAUUUACAUUUUCAUGAGCAUGGCAGUUUACUUGGGAAUGGUGGAACUAUAAUCUUUGUAUCAGUUUUCUAUUGAGACGUUUACCCAGCUUCUCCAAGUUGAACAUGAGGUGGAACAUGUUGCUGCUCCUGAUACUCACUCAUGCAUCAAUAUUGCUAACUUCAGCACUGGAAGAAAACUCAGAGAACAGCAAGACAUUGAAAGUGACAAUAGGAAGCCAUCCUGCCAGACCUGUGCUAACAGGGACCCUCACAAUUCCUUGUCACAUCAGGUACCAGUCACCAUCUGAGGUCAUCAGUGCUGGGCGUCAAGCAGUGCUGGCAACACCUAGAAUAAAAUGGAGCUUCAUCUCCCAAGGGAAGGAGGUGGAAAUACUAGUGGCAAGGGGCCGCAAAGUUAAAAUCAGUGAAGGCUACCGUACCCGUGCCUUGAUGCCACACUAUGCUGAGUCAGUCAACGAUGCCACUUUAAUCUUGAACAGCCUAAUUACUAACGACUCAGGGAUCUACCGUUGCUAUGUACAACAUGGUAUAGAAGAUGACUACGACAUGCUGGAGGUCAAAGUAAAAGGGGUUGUGUUCCUGUAUCGGGAAGGAACUGCACGCUACGCUUAUACUUUCUCUAUGGCACAGGAAGCGUGCAACAGAAUAAAGGCCACCAUUGCCACACCAGAACAGCUUUUGGCUGCUUAUCAUAGUGGUUAUGAGCAAUGUGAUGCUGGAUGGAUUUCAGACCAGACUGUCAGAUACCCCAUCCAGAUCCCAAGAGAUGGUUGCUAUGGUGACAUGGAUGGUUUCCCUGGAGUCCGGAAUUACGGUGUGCUGGAUCCAGAUGACAUGUAUGAUGUAUACUGCUAUGUGGAAGAACUGAAUGGUGAAGUAUUUUUGGGUUCGACGCCUAAUAAGUUUACCCUGCAAGAAGCAAGGGACUACUGCAAAAGGUUGGGAACAAACAUUGCAACCACAGGGCAACUCUAUGCUGCAUGGAACCAGGGGUUUGAUCUCUGUAGCCCUGGGUGGCUCUCAGAUGGAAGUGUGAGAUAUCCAAUUGUCACUCCAAGAGAAAGAUGUGGGGGCAAUGCUUCUGGCGUCAAAACUAUAUUUAUGUUCCGUAAUCAGACUGGAUUCCCAGACUCCAUGGCCAAAUAUGAUGUUUACUGCUUCAGAGAUAAGAGCCGGAUUACACCACAAAAUCUGGAUGAUGGUCAACCUGCUCCUGUUGAGAAGGUCCAGAAUAUUAUAACUUUAACAGAGAGCUUUAAGAAGCUAAUGUUUCCUGAAGGCAUUGCCGAAAAUGAAGCUCAGGGCUAUGUGGACACCAUACCACUAAACAAAACAAAGAUGGCAGACAGUCAACAGAUACUAGAGGAGCUAAGGGAAACCAUUACGAAGGAGCAAGAAUCAACUCUCCAAGAGUCAACACCAACUAUAAAGAGUUCCACCAGCAACUCAUAUCUAUCUUAUUCCCCUGUGGUUAUGGAACAAGAACAAGAAGAUGACAAGGAAGCAGAAACAGCAAAAGAAGAUGCUAGUUUCACCCAAAAAACACCAGAGACCAAGGUUGCGUUCAUCCCACAAAACAAAUCUGUUUUCACUCUCCAAGAGACGACAAGCAGCAUGUUGGAGGAAAGUGUUGCCGUUCCUACGCAGCAGGUUCCAGGUGACUCCACCACCGAAGUAGUUCUUGUAAAUGUAGAUGCAGAAAGCGAUUACUUUUAUGACAAUAUCACCAAUUUGCCAGAUGAAUUUGGCUCUGAGGAGUCAGAAACAUUAAACCAAACUUUUAAUACCACUACCCAAUCACCAAAGAGAAGUCUUGAAACCGACCAAUUAACGAAUAACCAUGGUGAAAAGGAAAACGAGGAAGUUUAUAAUAUCUCAGUGACCACUACUAAGCAAUCUGAAGCUUCUUCUAAUCCAGUUUACCCAACACAAGCUGCUUAUGUUACCAGUUUAGCUGGUAGUGGCAUAGAAAACAAAGAUGGUGGUAAUCUUCUAUUACAUUCCACAGGCGAUAUAGAUGAUACAAGUUCUGGAGGGUUUCCUAAUUUAGUUACACCUGGUGAAUUUUCUAUUAGUAGCUCUGGUGCCGGAGCACAGGUUUUUGAAGCAUCCGGACAUGGAGAUAAUUUGUUUACAGAAGAUCUGAACAUCAGUCCAAAACCCUUUGUGAGUUUAUUAAAAGAACUUGUUACCAGCGAGUUCCCAGUAUCGACAAAACCUCCCAUGUAUUCUGUGGACACUAGACUAGAUCGAUCUAAAGAUGCACACACAAAUUUGUUCACAACACAAGUAGAUUCAUCACUGGAAACCAGCGGUCAGAGCAGCUCGCAAGCCACUUUGGAGGAAGCAAGUGGGGACGGUUCUGGUUCCUUAUGGGCUGAGUCAAGUGGACAAACCAACAGCACACAAGAUGCAUCCACUAACAUAGUCGAGCACUCAGGGAACCCAACCAGCCAUCCUGAUAUAACACAAAUUACACAAAGUGUGGCCCAUUCUACAAAGUUCUUUGGAAAGAACCCAGUUGAUAAAAAGGAUGAAAACCUAGAGACUGCAACUGUACAAAUCUCUCAACUAAAAAGUUCUUCUGUUAUCUCUACGGAAAGGCAAGAAAAUAUCAACGAGAAUAGCCUUUCUUCAACAGCCUUACCAAACUCCAAUUCAAGGGAAGUUAUGACUGUAUCACCAGUCUAUUAUGUUCCUCUCAGGCAUACUUUAUCCCCAUCACCUACUGAUGGGUCUGAAGAUUCUACCACUCAUAUUCUGGAGAAAACAGCCAACCCAAAUGUGUCUAUGAGUGCAACCAGCCCACCACCUGCAAUGCCAACAGAGAGAGCAAUUCUGGGAGCCUCAAUAAAUUUGUCAGAUGUCUGCUACCCAAACCCUUGUGGAAAUGGAGGGACUUGCAUUGACGAAGAAGACGGAGACUUCCUCUGCCUGUGUUUGCCAGGCUAUACUGGGAAAAUCUGUGAAAUAAAUGUAGAGAAGUGUUUGGGCGACUGGGAUGCCUUCCAAGGAUUCUGCUACAAACAUUUCCAUGCAAGACGAAGCUGGGAAGAGGCAGAGAACUUCUGUCGAGAGGCUGGAGGACACCUAACCAGUAUCAUGACCCCCGAAGAGCAAGAGUUUCUCAGCAACAAGUACAAUGACUAUCAAUGGACUGGGCUGAAUGACAGGACCAUAGAAGGGGACUUCCAGUGGUCAGAUGGGAACCCCCUGCUCUUUGAGAACUGGGCCCAUGGGCAGCCAGACAGUUAUUUCCUCUCUGGAGAGAACUGUGUGGUGAUGGUGGGACACAAUGAGGGCAAAUGGAGUGAUGUCCCAUGUAAUUACCACCUCCCAUUUGUCUGCAAGAUGGGACUAGUGUCCUGUGGUCCUCCUCCAGAUGUCCCCAAUGCCACCAUGUACGGCAGGCCAAAAUCAACCUAUCAGAUCAAUUCGGUGAUUGGAUACGGUUGCAAGGAUGGUUUCCUUCAGAGGAACUCACCAAUCAUUAGGUGCCAAGCAGAUGGUUUUUGGGAGGAACCCCAACUAAGCUGCAUCCCCAAUGCCUCAUUUCAGUAAUCAGAUCGUUUGAGAUCCUGUGUCCUUCCAAUCUUUGCUCUAAUAUGUUUCCCACCUGGCCAUAAGUAGCCUUUCUGAAAAUAUCUCCAGGACCCAACAGCUGCAGGAUGCGGCUCCAGACCAACAAUGGGUUCAAAACACAAUUAGUGGCACCAUAAGGGGGCGGAGGUUAUUUCUGUGGACAAAUUAAUGUAUAGACUGCAGCCAGAUCAAACGCAACCUAACUGCUUCACUUCCACUUUACUGCAGCAAAGACAUGCUCAACAGCCCCCAAUAAAUGGAAACGUGCCAA
Molecule: messenger RNA, 4152 nt
Organism: Xenopus laevis (African clawed frog)
Lineage: Eukaryota; Metazoa; Chordata; Amphibia; Anura; Pipidae
Gene: bcan.L
Product: brevican L homeolog
Exons: 14
Coding region: 402-3860 (1152 amino acids)
Biological process (GO): cell adhesion; positive regulation of neuroblast proliferation; central nervous system development
Cellular component (GO): synapse; perineuronal net; extracellular region
Molecular function (GO): hyaluronic acid binding; carbohydrate binding; calcium ion binding
Source: RefSeq, a predicted model, not a curated record